AUUAUAGAACAAGAACCGUGACCGUCGCCGAUACUAUUAAUAUUAUUUCUUUCUUCUUUUUUUCCUUUCAUGGCUAAACCCCACGGCUUUCCGGAUAAACAAUCAUGGGGUACACGGGAGGGGCUUUUACUUGCCUGCGCCGUUCAUCGUUACGGCAACGACAGUUGGGACUCCGUUGCCAUGGAACUCCAGAAACGAACUUACACACCGCAACAACCCCUCUUCUUUACUCCCCUAUCUUGUCAACAGAUGUUUCAAGACCUUAAACGCCGUUUCUCUAUUAACGGCGACGAUGAUAAAACUACUAAUAACAUCUCCACCACCUCCGUUCCUUGGCUUGAUGAGCUCCGAAAACUCCGUGUCGCUGAACUACGCCGCGAAAUCCAACAAUAUGAUCUCUCCAUCGUAUCCUUACAAUUGAAGGUGCAGAAAUUGAAAGAAGAGAGAGAACAGAGCUUGAUAGAGAACGGAAAAGAAACUGAAAAAUCGGAUCUGGAGAGAGAGAAGGGAAGCGAAAAGAUGGAAGAAGAGAACGAACCGGAAAAUAAAACCCGAAGACCGGUUCAUAGCAGGGAAGAGUCCGACCGGGAGAAUCAUUCGGUAAACGAAUUUAACUCUACAGAUCCGAAGGAAAAGAGUCCAGGAACCGGGAUGGAGGAGGCAAAAAUUGAACCGGAACCGUUCGAACCGGUUGGACGUGAGACGGGGAAGGUGGUGCAGAGCGUGAAGCCUGCGGGAGGAGAUUCGUGCAACGGGAGCUCUGAUACUGUUGCGAAGGAAUUGGCCGAAAACAAGGAGCCAGUUGACCCGAGGGAAACGGGUGACUCGUCAGAGUCAGUGGCCGAAUCGAAGCGGGAUGAACCUAAUAGAGAGAGCAGCGAUGUGCAGAGCACGGCGAGCUUGUCCGACAAGGAAAAGAAAAAAGGUACACCGGAUGGACCGGACAAACCGGAUAAUAGGGAGUUGGACCAAUCUCCCGCCAUGAAGGAGGUGUACGUUGGAUCUCAACCGUUGGUUGAGUUUCUCGAGAUCUUACGAUUUCAUAAUAUCGGCUCCCUUUUCGAACGCCGACUCGAAAGCCAGGAAACCCCGGAUUACCUGAACUUGAUUCGGCAACAUCUUGACUUGGAGACUAUUCAGACGAGACUGGAAGAAGGUUGGUAUUCAGGAUGCCAAAGCAAGUUCUUUAGAGACUUGCUCUUGCUUUUAAACAAUGCCAUCCUUUUCUUCAGCAAGGAAUCCUCUGAAUUCGCUGCUGCCAUCCAGCUCCGACAACUUGUCUCAAAGGAGAUUGCAACCCAGUUUCCUAAUCCAAGCCUAUUGCCCAAAGAACAAUCGUCCACGCUGCCUGAAUCCCAGACGCCUUUGAAACCCGAACCUGAACUGUCACUCACCUUGACAAUGAAAACUAAACUAUCAGUCCCAUUGAUUGCAUGUCGCAAACGCAGCUCAAUUGCUGCAAAAUCAUCUUCUGGACAAGAGAAGAAAAGGCAGCCAACCGUAUCGUUGAUGAAUGAGAAACCGGCUCUGGAUUGGAAGCAGAAUGAUAAAUCCGCUGAGGAAGCUGUUGUAACAACGAAGAGAAGGAAAGAAAGAUCCGCUUCUGGUGCAAAAAAAGCAACCAAAAAUGCAAAGGCUCAGAAUAAUACCAACGCGAACGGGAAUUCAGAUUCCAAUAAUACCACUGCUGCCAUUUCGAGCAAAGGCGGAUCAUUGAAUGAGAACUCGGAAUCCAAGGGUGGAAAGGAGAAGAACAACACAAAUGUGAGUUCAAAGAAGAAAAGCGCAGCGAAUUUCUUAAAUAGAAUGAGGGAUAAUGGGGCAUUGACGGAGACACUGAAGGGUUCUGAUAAUGGCAAAGGAGGAGAUGCUGAGCAGAAGAAAACCAGCAGUAGCAAAGGUGGUCAACAGAAGGGUCGAAGUUCAACACCACGGUCACGGUCUAGUGGAAGAAGAAGGAAAGAGAAGGUAAGCCCAGUGAAGAAAAGUACAGGACGACCCCCGAAGAGAGCGGUGGGUGCUGGUAAACGGGGGAGGGAAGUUGAGAACGAUUCAGGUGGUGGACAUGCAAAGAAGCGUUCAAGAAAAUGAAGAGAGUUUCUGUAAGUCAUUUUGCUUUGUAUUCUUGUAAGAUUGUUGAGGGCCAUAGGGAGUUAGAUCAUAUUUUGUUGAAUGAAUUUAUAAAAACAGGUUGGAGUGGCAACAUUUGAAC
Messenger RNA from Hibiscus syriacus, 2212 nucleotides. RefSeq names its product myb-like protein X. Bases 70 to 2091 code for a protein of 673 amino acids. The record is from RefSeq and is a predicted model, not a curated record. Lineage: Eukaryota; Viridiplantae; Streptophyta; Magnoliopsida; Malvales; Malvaceae. Gene Ontology annotation, molecular function: protein binding. The transcript is spliced from 3 exons.